AUGGGUCGCAGAAAAUCGAAAAGACAAGCACCGACAAGGAAGAAGGCCAUCGAACCGCUCGAUCAGGAGUUCAACUGUCCGUUCUGCAAUCACGAGCAGUCUUGUGAAGUGAAAAUGGACAAGGGAAGAAAUACGGCGAGAAUAUCGUGCAGAGUUUGCAUGGAGGAUUACCAAACGACUAUAAACGUGCUCUCCGAUCCUAUCGACGUUUAUAAUGAUUGGAUAGAUGCUUGCGAAACGGCUAAUUGA
Messenger RNA from Nicrophorus vespilloides, 249 nucleotides. Its product is annotated as transcription elongation factor 1 homolog. NCBI's taxonomy places the organism in Eukaryota, Metazoa, Arthropoda, Insecta, Coleoptera, Silphidae. The coding region runs from base 1 to 249 and encodes 82 amino acids. Gene Ontology annotation, molecular function: RNA polymerase II complex binding. The transcript is spliced from 2 exons. Gene Ontology annotation, biological process: transcription elongation by RNA polymerase II. Gene Ontology annotation, cellular component: transcription elongation factor complex. The record is from RefSeq and is a predicted model, not a curated record.